ACUUCACGUUUCCGGAGUUAUCUUCAAACUAUUGCGUAAGAUUCAAAAGGUACGAAGUUCAACACGCGCAACACACGCUUACUUAAACUGUAGAACACUACACAACAACACUUUUUCGAGACAACUUUGACAAGUCUCAGGAUGCCAGCACAAAUUAUCAGCGGGAAAAACAUCUCAGCUCAGCUCAGAGAGAGGCUGAAGAAGGAGGUGGAAGACAUGAGGAGCAUGCACCCCAACUUCAAACCAGGCCUUGUGGUGUUGCAGGUGGGAGACAGAGAUGACUCAAACUUAUACAUAAGUAUGAAACUAAAAGCCGCUGCUGAGAUUGGAAUCAAUGCUGUACAUGUCAAGCUUCCACAGAGCGCUACUGAACAUGAGGUUAUAUGCAGUGUUAAUGAAAUCAAUGAGAAUUCCAGUGUUCAUGGGCUCAUAGUGCAGCUGCCCCUUGACUCCAUCCACACUAUCAAUACAGAGAAGAUUAUCAACACUGUGGCUCCAGAGAAAGAUGUGGAUGGCUUGACGAGUAUAAAUGCAGGAAAACUGGCUCGUGGAGACCUUGGAGACUGCUUUAUUCCAUGUACACCCAAUGGAUGUAUGGAGCUCAUCAAACAAACAGGUGUGUCUUUGGUGGGAAAAAGGGCUGUGGUGAUCGGCCGCAGUAAGAUUGUGGGAGCGCCCAUGCAUGAUCUUCUCCUGUGGAGUCAUGCUACUGUAACAACAUGUCAUUCAAAGACUGCAGACCUGCCCUCAGAGGUGGGAAAGGCAGACAUCCUGGUGGCUGGGAUUGGAAAACCGGAGAUGAUUAGGGGAGAGUGGCUGAAGAAGGGAGCUGUGGUUAUCGACUGUGGUAUUAACACCAUCCCAGACAGCAGUAGACCCAGUGGGAAGAAAAUCGUUGGAGAUGUUCACUAUGAAUCUGCCAAAGAACAUGCUGCGUUCAUCACACCCGUACCUGGAGGAGUCGGCCCAAUGACUGUGGCGAUGCUUAUGCAGAACACAAUUUUGAGUGCCAAAAAAUUCCUACAAGUAAAAGAACCUGGAAAAUGGAAUAUAAAUUACACUAAACUCAGCCUGCAACGUCCUGUUCCGAGUGAUAUUGUUAUAUCUCGCUCCUGUGUAGCGAAACCCAUUGAGCUGCUUAGUAAGGAAAUUGGUCUUUUCCCAGACGAGGUCGAGCUUUUUGGUAAAACCAAGGCCAAGGUCCUCCUGAAAACAAUUGAUCGGCUUCAGGCACAACCAGAUGGGAAAUAUGUGGUUGUAACUGGAAUUACACCGACUCCUCUAGGUGAAGGAAAGAGCACAACUACAAUAGGCUUGGUUCAGGCACUCGGGGCUCAUCUCAAACAUAAUGCAUUUGCAUGUGUACGGCAACCAUCCCAAGGCCCGACGUUUGGCAUCAAAGGUGGCGCUGCUGGAGGGGGCUUCUCUCAAGUUGUUCCUAUGGAAGAGUUUAAUCUUCAUUUGACGGGUGACAUUCAUGCCAUUACUGCAGCCAAUAACUUGGUAGCCGCUGCGAUUGAUGCUCGUAUCUUCCAUGAAGCAACUCAGUCUGAUAAAGCUCUUUUUAACCGCUUGGUACCACUGAACGAAGGUCACAGAAAGUUUUCUCCAGUUCAGAUCAACAGACUUAAAAAACUGGGUGUAGAGAAAAAUGAUCCCAGUGCAUUAACAGACGAAGAGAUAACAAGCUUUGUCAGGCUGGACAUUGACCCUGAGUCUAUCACAUGGCAGCGAGUGCUGGACACAAAUGAUCGUUUCCUGAGGAAAAUCACAAUCGGCCAGUCUUCAACUGAGAAGGGCUAUGCCAGAUCUGCUCAGUUUGACAUCACCGUGGCCAGCGAGAUUAUGGCAGUUUUGGCUCUCACCACCAGUCUCGAGGAUAUGCGACAGAGGCUUGCGAAAAUGGUGGUGGCGACCAGCCGCAGUGGCCAGCCUGUCACCACAGAGGAUUUGGGAGUGUGUGGAGCUCUGACUGUGCUCAUGCGAGAUGCCAUCAAACCCAAUCUCAUGCAGACAUUGGAGGGAAACCCAGUGUUUGUUCAUGCAGGGCCUUUUGCAAACAUCGCACAUGGAAACUCGUCAAUUCUGGCCGAUAAAAUCGCUUUGAAACUAGUUGGGCCUCAGGGAUUUGUGGUCACUGAAGCUGGUUUUGGAGCGGAUAUUGGGAUGGAGAAAUUUUUCAACAUCAAGUGUCGUUAUUCUGGGCUCAAGCCUCACGUUGUGGUUUUGGUGGCUACGGUUCGAGCACUGAAGAUGCAUGGAGGUGGACCGAAGGUCACGGCUGGCAUGCCUUUGCCCAAAGAAUAUAUCGAGGAGAAUCUCACACUGCUGGAAGCAGGCUGUGCUAACAUGAAGAAACAAGUGGAAAAUGCCCAGCUUUUUGGAGUGCCGGUAGUUGUAGCCGUCAAUGCUUUUAAGACUGACACGGAUUCUGAACUAGAUCUGGUUUGUAAACUGGCAAAAGAAGCAGGGGCAUUUGAUGCUGUACGUUGCACUCACUGGGCUGAUGGGGGCGCUGGUGCUGCAGAUCUUGCCAGAGCAGUGGAAAAAGCUGCAGAUUCACCCAGCUGCUUUAAGUUGCUGUAUGAUACUAAGCUACCCAUUGAAGAUAAAAUCAGAAUUAUAGCGCAGAAGAUCUAUGGUGCUGAUGACAUCGAACUCUUACCAGAGGCCCAAAAGAAGGUGGACCUGUACAACAAACAGGGUUUUGGAGAUUUACCUAUCUGCAUGGCAAAAACUCACCUGUCUCUUUCUCAUGAUGCUGAAAGGAAAGGCGUCCCAACUGGAUUUGUUCUUCCCAUCCGUGACAUUCGUGCCAGUGUAGGGGCAGGCUUUCUCUACCCAUUGGUUGGCACAAUGCCAACUAUUCCAGGCCUUCCCACUCGCCCAUGUUUCUAUGACAUUGAUCUUGACCCUGAGAGUGGAAAUGUUGUUGGACUGUUCUAAGAUUCAUUCACACAUGAUUACUUGCAGUGGAUUAAAUGCGUUCAUUUCCUCAUAGAGCAAAGAUUAUAGUUAUAGUUAAUGUUCAACCAUGUUGUUAUAAUUUCUGUUUCAGUUAGUCUCAUGGACUAAAUCAAAUGUCAUUUCUAACAAAAAAGAUUGUCUUUCAUUUUUGAUAUCAAGAUUAAUGUAACUGUAACACAAAAAUUUCUGUGAGGUAUUUGUUAAUAAAACAAAAAAGCACAUUAGUGUGUACAUGAAACAUA
Messenger RNA from Misgurnus anguillicaudatus (oriental weatherfish), 3209 nucleotides. It is a transcript of the gene mthfd1b, whose product is annotated as methylenetetrahydrofolate dehydrogenase (NADP+ dependent) 1b. Lineage: Eukaryota; Metazoa; Chordata; Actinopteri; Cypriniformes; Cobitidae. Gene Ontology annotation, biological process: tetrahydrofolate interconversion. Gene Ontology annotation, molecular function: ATP binding; methylenetetrahydrofolate dehydrogenase (NADP+) activity; formate-tetrahydrofolate ligase activity. Gene Ontology annotation, cellular component: cytosol. The record is from RefSeq and is a predicted model, not a curated record.